AUGACAACCUCAGCAUACACGCAUCCCCAGGUGAUCUUCAGGGACUUCAAGGCAGCCAACAUCCUGCUCGACAACGACCUGCAAGCCAAGCUGUCCGACUUUGGGCUCGCCAGGGCUGGUCCUGAAGGCGACCGCACACACGUCAGCACUCAGGUCGUAGGCACAGUGGGCUAUGCCGCACCAGAGAAUGUGCUAACAGGCCACCUGACAGCAAGGAGCGAUGUGUGGAGCUACGGGGUGGUACUGGUGGAGCUGCUGACGGGCAGGAUGGCAGGAUGCGCAUUAUGA
This is a messenger RNA of Closterium sp. Naga37s-1, 288 nucleotides long. The record is from the annotation of a GenBank genome assembly. Lineage: Eukaryota; Viridiplantae; Streptophyta; Zygnematophyceae; Desmidiales; Closteriaceae.